This is a messenger RNA of Drosophila innubila, 1627 nucleotides long. RefSeq names its product lachesin. Lineage: Eukaryota; Metazoa; Arthropoda; Insecta; Diptera; Drosophilidae. Gene Ontology annotation, cellular component: neuron projection. The transcript is spliced from 2 exons. The record is from RefSeq and is a predicted model, not a curated record. Bases 427 to 1521 code for a protein of 364 amino acids.
UUCAUUCGUGUCACAACAUUCAAAGCGUGUAGACGUCUUCCGUUAAGUGCUCAACGCGUGUGUUUAAUAUAUUCACAUUUGUUAAACUGGGCUUACACACAUACAGACAACCAAACAGCAAGCAGUGAGAGAGCGCGCGCGCACACUCACACACACAGAGAGCAAAGGCGAGAAAACCAGCUUAGAGCGAGCCGACAAGUGUGUUGUCUUGCAAACAGCAUCCGCGCUGUGCCGUGUAACAAAAAGAGUCAAAGCUACCUGCCUGCUUUUUUUGGUGUUGUCUGCUGUGAGAAGCUUUAACGUAGAGCGCAACGUCAAAUAGUUUAAGACGCUGCUGCAGUUGUCGUCGUCGUUUCUCUCUCUAAACAGCUCGUUGGGUGUGGUGCAAAAAAAUAAUAAUACAUUUGCUUGAAUAAAGAAAAUAGAAUGUGGCGUUUAAAAAUGUUGUUGAUUAAUAAGCUGCUUUACGCGUUUCUGCUUGUCCUGGCACUAUCUUCAGCUGUACAGGCGCAGAGAACACCAACAAUUUCGUACAUCACACAGGAGCAGAUUAAGGACAUUGGCGGCACCGUUGAAUUCGAUUGCUCCGUUCAAUAUGCCAAGGAGUAUAAUGUACUAUUCCUGAAGACAGACUCUGAUCCCGUCUUCUUAUCGACGGGUUCGACGCUUGUCAUCAAAGAUUCGCGUUUUUCACUGCGCUACGAUCCGAAUUCUUCCACCUACAAGCUGCAGAUUAAGGACAUUCAGGAGACAGACGCGGGCACUUACACCUGUCAGGUUGUGAUCUCCACGGUGCACAAGGUGAGCGCCAAUGUUAAGUUAUCGGUGCGUCGACCGCCCGUCAUCUCCGAUAACUCCACGCAAUCGAUUGUGGCCAGCGAGGGGAGCGAGGUACAAAUGGAGUGCUAUGCCAGUGGUUACCCAACACCGACCAUCACAUGGCGACGCGAAAACAAUGCCAUUCUGCCAACGGAUAGCGCCACCUAUGUUGGUAAUAUACUGCGCAUCAAAUCGGUAAAGAAGGAGGAUCGUGGCACAUACUACUGUGUGGCUGAUAAUGGCGUUAGCAAGGGAGAUCGUCGUAAUAUCAAUGUGGAGGUGGAAUUUGCACCUGUUAUCACCGUGCCACGCCCACGUUUGGGACAGGCGUUGCAGUAUGACAUGGAUCUGGAGUGUCACAUUGAAGCGUAUCCACCGCCAGCGAUUGUGUGGACCAAGGAUGAUAUACAAUUGGCCAAUAAUCAGCAUUAUAUUGUGUCGCAUUUCGCAACUGCCGAUGAAUAUACCGAUUCCACGUUGCGUGUGAUUACAAUUGAGAAGCGUCAAUAUGGAGAUUAUGUGUGCAAGGCCACAAAUCGAUUUGGCGAUGCCGAGGCUCGGGUCAAUCUCUUCGAGACAAUUGUGCCCGUCUGUCCGCCAGCCUGUGGACAGGCGUAUUAUGGCGGUGCCGUGCAAGCCGUUGCCUCUGCCUCCUCCUUCGCUCUGCUCGGCAUUUUGCUAGCUCUGAUGUUUGCCAGAUAAGCCAAAAAACCCACCGUGACAAAGCUCCAUAAUCCACAACCAUAUCUAAUCCACAAACUCAAAAAAUAAUACAAAAAACACACACAUCAAUCAGCUCUCGAAUAUA